AUAAAUGGAAGUCAAUUGGUCCUGAAUCCUAUCAGCCUCUUCCUGACUUCCUUGACAGUGGAGACAACAUGGUGGCAGCCCUGCUCCUGCUCCUUCUCCUCCUGUCAGCCUGCGUGUUCUUUGUGGGAGUCCCACUGUGGGUAGUUUUCAGUCAUUUCUUCACUGUUGACAUCCCAGCAGACAUCAAGCAGACUGUAAAGCUGCGAAUCCUUCAUUGUGCCUUCCAGCUGACUCUGACAUGGGGAACGAUUCUUGAGAAACUGCGAAUCUGUUCCAUGCCUCAGUUCAUCCGUUUUGUACACGACCUCAUACCCUUGAAGACGGACCCGGCAGUGGUGGUGACGGACCUGUGCUUUGGGACCAUCCCAGUGAAGCUGUACCAGCCCAAGGCGUCCUCCAGCACCCUCAAGACGGGCAUUGUGUACUACCAUGGCGGCGGGGGUGUCCUAGGGAGCACAAGAACCCACCAUGGCAUCUGCCGUCUGUUGUCCAAGGAGAGUGAUUCAGUGGUGGUGUCAGUCGGAUACCGGCAGACACCCAACUUUAAGUUUCCAGUCGGAACAGUAGACUGUAUCUCAGCCACCAUCCACUUCCUGAGGUCUCUGGAUACUUACGGGGUUGAUCCAAACCGAGUUGUGGUCUGUGGUGACAGUGUUGGAGGUGGAGUUUCAGUGGUAGUCUGUCAAAAACUUAUGCACUGUUCAGACCUCCCCAAGAUCCGUGCCCACAUUGUCAUCUAUGCUGCCCUGCAAGGCCUUGACUUCCAAUCUCCCUCCUAUCAGCAGAACAGACGUAUCCCUCUUCUCACUCUGGAUUUUGCCUUCUAUUGUUGGAGUACUUACCUGAACGUGAGCCCUGUCUGGAAAAAUGCCAUCUUGGGAGGUGCUCAUAUACCCCCUAAAGUCUGGGAAAAGUAUAGAAAGUGGCUGGGCCCAGAGAACAUCCCAGAGAAGUUUAAGAAGCGAGGGUAUCGGCUGAUACCCAAGGAGCCCCUUAAUGAGGAUACUUAUCAGGAGGCUUGCCUCAGCCUGCAUGGUACUAUCUCUCCCCUGCUUGCAGACGAUGCUGUGGUAUCUCGACUCCCAGAAGCUUGCAUCGUGAGCUGUGAGUACGAUCUUCUCCUAGACCACUCGCUGCUAUACAAGAAGCGGUUACAAGAUCUGGGAGUCCCAGUGACUUGGUACCACAUGGAGGAUGGUUUCCACGGAGUGCUUAGCACCAUUGAAAUGAAGUACUUGCACUUCCCUUGCUCCAGGAGAAUCUUGAACACUGUUGUACAUUUUAUAAAGGGACUCUGACCCUCCUUCCUUCCCUCUGCGGCUACCAGACUGUGGAUGCCACCACCAUCACUCUAUGGGGUGCUCUGUUGCUGAUCUAGAGGAUAGUGAAUGGGGUUCAAGGUCUCCAGCUUCUUGUUCUAGGUCCUCUUUGACAGAGGAGGAAAUGGAGGCUCAGAGAGAUUAAUAGCAAUGCACACUUUUUGUCUCUUUCUGGUCCAACUCAAGCACAGCUGAUUAAAUGGUUUCUCUAAGCCCAA
This is a messenger RNA of Erinaceus europaeus (western European hedgehog), 1537 nucleotides long. RefSeq names its product arylacetamide deacetylase like 3 (gene AADACL3). The transcript is spliced from 4 exons. Bases 69 to 1298 code for a protein of 409 amino acids. The record is from RefSeq and is a predicted model, not a curated record. Gene Ontology annotation, cellular component: membrane. Gene Ontology annotation, molecular function: carboxylic ester hydrolase activity. Lineage: Eukaryota; Metazoa; Chordata; Mammalia; Eulipotyphla; Erinaceidae.